AUGGCUUUAACUUAUGGAAACAUUGAGAAGAAGGACAAACCAUUUUAUAUUCGUCUUCAUUCAUCAUGUGUAACAAGUGAGACUUUGCGUGGAAGUGAUUGUGAUUGUGUGCAACAGUUAGAAGGCGCUAUCAAAAUAAUAUCUGAAAAGAAACAUGGCAUUCUAUUCUAUCUUUUACAAGAAGGUCGUGGUGCUGGUUAUGUUGCAAAAGCACGCGAUCGAAUGCUUGUACAAGCAUCAUAUGAUAAAAUCACAACAUUCAAAGCAUAUGAUAUUAUGGGCUUGAAGAAAGAUCAUCGACAAUAUGAAAAUAUUCCACAAAUUUGUGGUAUGUUUGGCAUUGAUAAUGCUAAAUUCAUUUUACUUACCAAUAAUCCAGAUAAAAUUCAAGCAAUGAAAGAUCUUAAGCUGCAGAUAAUACGUACUGAGCCACUCGAAGUCGAAUCAUCACCCUUCAACGUUGCCUAUUUAUCGUCUAAACUAGCUAGUGGUCAUUUAUUGCGUAGUGCUAGUCACUCAACACUUCGCGGCAAGUUAGCACCGGAACCGGUUCCUCUUUUCAAACCAUACGUAGUAUCCAAUGCUCAACGUUUCAUUCAUUGUGCUUCAUACUACUUGCCUAUGAAGCCAAUCAAUGAUGAAAUUCUUCUAACUGAUCAACAAUUUCAUGAUAUAUUUAAAUACCGACCGAUUGAUUACUACAUCAAUAUGCCGAAUCCCUGUAUACUUCGUUAUCAGUCUCUACGAAACAAUCGAUUCUUAAUCAAAAUCGAUUCGAAUAAUUUGCGAAAACAUGAAGAACAUUGUCAAAAUGAUCCUGUAUGUGAACUGCUAACAACACCAUAUUGGUUUAAGAUCCAUGUAUAUUAUGACAUAAUCACCACUCGUGAAUUUGUCAUUCUCACAUAUGGUACAGCUGAUAUGUCUCAUUACCCUAUUGUACGACUGCAAGUGGAAUCAUUAUUCAAUCGAUUUCCACUUCGCCAUGUCAUGCAUCGUGAUCGUUUGAAACAAUCUGUACAACUUAUUAUUCGAUAUGGUGUAGGCAUUAUUCUUUUGUUAGCAGACGGUGGACGAGGUGCUGGUUUUGGAGCAUAUGCUGUUGAUCGUAUGCUUUUGGAAAGAGGAGAAGUUUCAAAUUGUUAUAUAGCUCGGAAAAAAAAUUGUGUUAAUCAUGAUGCUAAUGAUUAUAAUGGUAGAAUAGCACUUUUGAAAAACCAUUGUCCACAAAACAAGAUUCAAUUAAUUAUGAAUACGCCAACAUCUAUUCUUAGAAAAAAGGCAUGUAUACAUGCACUUGCUGAUGAAAGAUUCGAGAUAAAAAAAUGGCUCUUUCUUCAACAAGAAGAAAUCUAG
Molecule: messenger RNA, 1356 nt
Organism: Rotaria sp. Silwood2
Lineage: Eukaryota; Metazoa; Rotifera; Eurotatoria; Philodinida; Philodinidae
Source: the annotation of a GenBank genome assembly